Molecule: messenger RNA, 922 nt
Organism: Lepisosteus oculatus (spotted gar)
Lineage: Eukaryota; Metazoa; Chordata; Actinopteri; Semionotiformes; Lepisosteidae
Source: RefSeq, a predicted model, not a curated record
UACUUUAACUUAAAACCUCAGCUGCAUUGCCGCAGUCCUAGAUGAAGCCACAAUGGUUUCAUUCAACCUGACGGUGCCCUUAGCAGUUGACUUCGAGACACCUGUAGAUUACUUGAUUUUCAUAAUCAAUUUUAUCAUUGCCACCACCUCUGUUAUCGUGGCUGGCUCGGUCGUGCUGGGCAUCGUUUGCAAAAGGGCACUUCGAGCACAGAACCGGUUCCUCUUCAUGCUGAACACCAGCGUCAGCGACACGCUGACGGGGUUGAGUGGUUACUACGUAGGCCUUUUUGACGUCUACGAGGGCUAUCCGUCCAGGAACGGCACUUAUUACAUAUUACCCGCGUUCCUAGGUGUUAACAUUUUGACCAUGCUGCUUGCUCAAGUGGACCGAUUCUUUGCUGUGAGCUACCCGUAUGCUUACAACCGCUAUGUAUCACGGACUGUUAUUAUAGAAGCUUGCGCUUUCUGCUGGUUUUACACGUAUCUUAUAAUAUUGAUUCAGAACGUCGUUCCUCUCGAAACGGCUGCGAAAGUCAACGCUUAUUCUAUUGUGUGGCUCCAGGUUCUAAUACUCAUAAAAGUGCUGAUGACCGUGAAACUGUACCUCAUCGCUAAAUACCAGAUUGCUCGUGAGCCGCCGGGUCCAGAGAGAGACAGCAAGAAAGAGUCCCUGAGACUCAUCAUCGUGGUGGUAGUCUGCUUCCUGGCGCUCUGGAGUCCUCGCUUUUAUUACAUUUUAGUGGUUCAGAUGACCAGGUCACGAUACAUAUUCAAGAACAACGCCAGCGACCCUCUGAGCAUGAUGAUACGUUUCACUGCGACAAGUACCCCCGGACUGUACAUCUGGGGGAGCCCCGCUCUCAGGGAGGUUGUGCUGAAGACGGUGUGGGGGAGAGUCUGUCCGGUACUGAGAAAAAGGUAA